CCCAAUUUUUGGCUUCUCUACCAUACAUUCAUAGCUACUAAACAUGGAAAAGAGAGUGGCAAUCAUUGGGGCAGGAACGAGUGGCCUUCUUGCCUGCAAAUACACUCUUGAAAAAGGGUUUAAUCCAAUUGUCUUUGAAGCUGAGGAAGGUGUUAGAGGCCUAUGGAGGCAUACCAUAGAGUUUACAAAGCUUCAAACCACCAUUUCAACCUACCAAUUCUCUGAUUUUCUAUGGCAUUCUGUUGCGAAAGAAGAAAGCCCAAAUAGCCAGCAAGUGUUACAUUAUCUUAACUCUUAUGUUCAACGUUUUUCUCUCUUUCCUUACAUUAAGUUCAACACAAAGGUCAUGGAGGUAGAGUAUGUAGGAGAGUCUAGUGAAGAAAUGGAGACAUGGGAAUUAUGGGGUGGUAAUGGUAGGCCCUUUUUCUCUAAGGGAACAUGGCAUAUUGCAGUCCAAGAUACCAAGACCUUCUCCAUAGAGUUUGCAGCUGGCCCAGAGGGACUGGUGGGAGCUGACGGGAGGUGAAACGGAGCCGGCUUGGUGGGGUGAACUUCAACGGGAUUACAAAGAUUACUCGUUCCGUUGGUUAGGGGCUCUCGUCAUGGACCUUGUUUGGGUCUGAAAAAAAAAGGAUGGAACCUAUCACUUGGUUCUUCACUUCCAUAGUGUGAUAAACAGGGAAGGAAAUCCCUAGGUUCAGUGCGGAGGACCACCAUCGCUGGUGUUAUUGCUGCCGCUCCUGUUGGUGGCGCGCGGGAUAAGCCUGUGGUCGAAGUCGUAGGAGGCGGUGAAGGUUGUGAGCCACUGCACGAAGCAGCAGUUUCGCCUUCGAGUUGUGGAGCGGGGGACCAGCGAUUCGUCAUCUGGUAAGUAAGGAGUUGCCUGGCCCUUUCCUAAUCCUCCGUGGUUUUAAUUAAAUAAUGGGCUCAUGUAUAAGAUUAUCUGGUAUUAAUAAAUGUUGUCUUGGUCUUUGUUCUGUGGUUGUAUAUGUGUGAAGAUAUAGUGGAUAAGAUAAGUAAUUUGUUGAUGUUGUUGUAAUUAAAUUUGCAAUCCAUUUCUAAGAUUAAAAAAAUAUAUGUUCGAGGAGGCAAAGAAAAGAAGGAACAAGUACUGCAAUUAGGAGAUAUACAAGUACGGAGAGUUAAAUUUCGUCUUAUGCAUGAUGAUUCUUGCUUGUGAAAAUGAUUAUUAUUCUGGGAAGUAAGCGGAUGGUAGGUAGGAUGAUGAAACUUAGGUUUUUUGUUUCAUGUGAGACAUGCCAUGUAAUGGGAAUCACGAUGAAACUUGUAUAGGAGGUAUAGUAAGACGCUGAAGUACAUAUUGGUUCAACUUUUUUAA
This is a messenger RNA of Arachis duranensis, 1339 nucleotides long. Its product is annotated as putative flavin-containing monooxygenase 2. Bases 44 to 526 code for a protein of 160 amino acids. Lineage: Eukaryota; Viridiplantae; Streptophyta; Magnoliopsida; Fabales; Fabaceae. The record is from RefSeq and is a predicted model, not a curated record. Gene Ontology annotation, molecular function: NADP binding; N,N-dimethylaniline monooxygenase activity; flavin adenine dinucleotide binding. The transcript is spliced from 2 exons.